AUGGAAAAUGGGAGGGGGCCCUUCGAAAGCGAUAGCUCAUUCAGCUGCUUGCAAGAAAGGAGCCAGGAUCCAGUGACCGGAAGCAUCGUUGAAACCGACCUCUGCGACGGGGACAUCUUGACUAUGGAGGGCCGUAUGCAGCGGCACUGUCUGCACUUCGUGCCGAAGUGCAACCCUCGGGAGCCCAUCCGACACGAGCGCAUCAACAUCACUUUCCGCUGGGUCUGCACACUCAGACUCCUGAAGAGAGGCCUUGUGACCACCGAAGGGGUCAAACCUUACUUGGACAGCACCCCAACCCCCUGA
Molecule: messenger RNA, 306 nt
Organism: Symbiodinium sp. CCMP2592
Lineage: Eukaryota; Dinophyceae; Suessiales; Symbiodiniaceae
Source: the annotation of a GenBank genome assembly